AUGCGGUACUCGAGUGCGGCGAGGAGUGUGCAAGAAGAGCGAAUAGCUCAGCAGGCACAAGAGCAUCGUCUCUUGUGCAGUGGAUCUAUCUGUCUUCACAGUCCUCGCGAUGUUUCCACCGAGCUUUAUCCUCAUGAUCUGCUCGUUCCGGCUCACUCACUCGCUGCUGCUGGGCUCGGCCUGCGCACGGUCGUCAAAAUAAGCCUCGCUCGCUCGUCGGUCUCCACAUGCGUCGACAACAGGCAACGGAUUUGUCGUAUGCCUGAGGCGGAGGAUCCCGCGCCCACCUCCUCCUCAUGCGAGCGAUCCGAGAGUGUGUCCAAAUGCGGAGUCCACAUGGAGAGGUGGGCAUUCGGAGGGGUCAAGAUCGAAUCAUUCGCAGGACACGUAAUGGCGCAUGCAGGGAAGACUUGUGACUUUUCCCUGGCGAUGGUGGUGAUGUUCGGCGUUAGCCUUGGGGAUCGCAGAGCCCAUUGA
Messenger RNA from Marchantia polymorpha subsp. ruderalis, 477 nucleotides. NCBI's taxonomy places the organism in Eukaryota, Viridiplantae, Streptophyta, Marchantiopsida, Marchantiales, Marchantiaceae. The record is from the annotation of a GenBank genome assembly.